Molecule: messenger RNA, 1247 nt
Organism: Carica papaya (papaya)
Lineage: Eukaryota; Viridiplantae; Streptophyta; Magnoliopsida; Brassicales; Caricaceae
Product: FKBP-like peptidyl-prolyl cis-trans isomerase family protein
Cellular component (GO): chloroplast thylakoid lumen
Molecular function (GO): peptidyl-prolyl cis-trans isomerase activity
Source: RefSeq, a predicted model, not a curated record
AGGGAUCUUCAUAUGUGGAUGACAUUGAUCCAGAUAUCUCUUCUCCUGCAAAACUCAAAAACCAAUUGUACUCUCGCUAUUUUUUUCAUAAUAAACUCUGCAAUGGAACUCUCUGUAUUCUCUUACUACCAAUACAAGCUCAACCCUCUCUCUUCCAUUUCCAUCCUCCAAAGGAAGAAACAAACCAAUAGGAAUUUAAUUGUGCUGCGAUGCCGCUGUGUCUCAUUGUCUUCUUCCAAUGAAACUGCGAAACCAGAAUCUUUAUAUUUCAGGCCCGAGUCAAGGAGGGCAAUUCUCGGUUGUCUCCUCACAGCUGCUGCUGGGAUUUUUCUGUGUGAUGUGGCUGAGGCUGUUAGCACUAGUAGAAGAGCACUCAGAGCAUCAAAAAUACCCGAGAGUGAAUUCAAAACCCUCCCCAGUGGUCUCAAGUACUAUGAUGUGAAGGUUGGGGGUGGACUUGAGGCUGUGAAAGGAUCCCGGGUUGCAGUUCAUUAUGUUGCCAAAUGGAAGGGAAUCACUUUUAUGACUAGUCGACAAGGACUUGGUGUUGGAGGUGGAACGCCUUAUGGAUUUGAUGUGGGCCAAUCUGAGAGAGGAACUGUUCUUAAAGGAUUGGAUAUAGGUGUUCAAGGAAUGCGAGUAGGAGGUCAGCGGCUGCUAAUAGUUCCUCCUGAGCUUGCUUAUGGAAAAAAAGGAGUGCAGGAGAUCCCUCCAAAUGCAACAAUCGAGUUGGAUGUUGAGCUACUGUCCAUCAAACAAAGCCCAUUUGGAUCUCCUGUAAAAAUUGUUGAAGGCUAAUGCAGUUCAGUACUUCUUCUGCUUGAUGUUGGUUGUUGAUGAAAACUAAGGAGUUGAAGCUGAUUGCUUCACAGAAAAAGUGGACUGGUAUUUUUUCCAUCCCGUACUGUGUUGAUCCGAUUGCUUCAGGUCUUCGGUCCGAGAUACUAUUAUGCAAUGCUUGUUUUCAUUAACAUUAUAAGUGAUUAUUACUAUAAGCAUGUGUUGGAAGUACCAUAGUCAGUCCCUUAGAUUUCAUACUGUACUCUGUUCUAAAUCAUCCCUCAUUUGUGAAUUAUUGCUUUAUCCCUUUGUUAAAUAUUACUGUUGGAUGUCAGUUAUGAGUUACUGUUCUGUAAAACAUCAUAUUCACUCUGCUCUUUUUGUUAAUUUCAAAGAUAUCAAUGCAGAAAGUAUGCGGUACUGUAUUAUUUAAGUAUAAUGCAAGUCUACAUAAUGGCAUUCUGUAC